GCGCAGGACGACUUCUUCGACCAGAUGCUCUCCACGCUGCCCUCCGCGUGGGCCGACCUAGGCGCCACCGGCAAGUCCCCGUGGGAGAUCGCGGCGGGCGGCGAGGACCUCGGCGCCUUUGACGAGUCGGCUCUGCUGACUUCCCGGCUCCGGCAGCACCAGAUCGGCGGCGGGGAGAAGCCGGUCAUGCUGCAGCUCACCGACCUCCAGCGGCAGGGCCUCGCCGGCGGUGGGGAGGAGAGCGGCGGUGGAGGGUUCUCGCCGCUGCCGCUGUUCACGGACCGGUCACCCCCGACAUCAAGGGAGGACAUGGAUGGCGGCUUCAAGUCGCCCAAUGGCACGGGAGGUGAUCACGCGAUGUUCAACGGAUUUGGGGCGCAUGGCGGCGCCAGCGCCGUGCAGCCACCGUUCGGCCAGGGAGGGUCAAUGUCGGGUCAGAGCUUCGGAGGGCCGGCGGCGAGCGGCGGCACGACGGCACCAGCUUCCUCUGGCGGCGGUGGCGCUAACCCACCGAGGCAGACGCGCGUGCGGGCAAGGAGAGGGCAGGCCACGGACCCGCACAGCAUCGCCGAACGUCUCCGGAGGGAGAGGAUAGCGGAGCGGAUGAAGUCGCUGCAAGAGCUUGUCCCCAACGCCAACAAGACUGACAAGGCAUCUAUGCUGGACGAGAUCAUCGACUACGUCAAGUUCCUGCAGCUCCAAGUCAAGGUUCUGAGCAUGAGCCGGCUGGGCGGGGCGGCCGGCAUGGCGCCGCUGGUUGCCAGCAUCGCGAAGAGCAGCAACGGCGGUGGGAGCAGCGCGGCCACCGCCAAGGCAAACGGCGGCGGUGGUGGUGGCGAGAGUGGAGGAGGCGGCGGUGGGACCGGGAUGCGUGUGACGGAGCAGCAGGUGGCGAAGAUGAUGGAGGAGGACAUGGGCACGGCCAUGCAGUACCUGCAGGGGAAGGGCCUCUGCCUCAUGCCCAUCUCCCUCGCCUCCGCCAUCUCCUCGGCCACCACCACCGGUACCUCCCCGGCCUCACUCCUCUCCAGGCCGGUCAUGCGCCAUCAGGCCGCCGCCGCCUCCAUGUCGCCGGCCGCCACGGACGAUGCCACUGCUCGGUCCGUCAAGGUAGACGCCGGCGCCGCGUCCGGCGGGAAGUAA
Messenger RNA from Lolium rigidum, 1143 nucleotides. RefSeq names its product transcription factor LRL3-like. Gene Ontology annotation, molecular function: RNA polymerase II cis-regulatory region sequence-specific DNA binding; protein dimerization activity; DNA-binding transcription factor activity, RNA polymerase II-specific. Gene Ontology annotation, biological process: regulation of transcription by RNA polymerase II. The coding region runs from base 25 to 1143 and encodes 372 amino acids. Gene Ontology annotation, cellular component: nucleus. The record is from RefSeq and is a predicted model, not a curated record. NCBI's taxonomy places the organism in Eukaryota, Viridiplantae, Streptophyta, Magnoliopsida, Poales, Poaceae. The transcript is spliced from 7 exons.